Penaeus vannamei (Pacific white shrimp) is the source of this 5317-nucleotide messenger RNA. NCBI's taxonomy places the organism in Eukaryota, Metazoa, Arthropoda, Malacostraca, Decapoda, Penaeidae. The record is from RefSeq and is a predicted model, not a curated record.
AUGCAACGUAAGCAUCGUCGCAUUCUGUACCCUGUUUACUGCAAUAGAAAAGCUGUCAGACCCGUGUUGCAAGAGGCGGGUCAUUAUGCACCGGCGUCAACAUCCACUGACUGGUCUUUUGCGUCCUUGAUUUCCACGACAAUCGGGAGCUAUAAAGAACAGCAACUGGCAUCAGGCUUUUGCGGAGAGGUCACGUCACAGGCCACGCCCAUAAUCCAGGGUCAGACGUCAGAACAUGUCACGUUCUUGCUGUGUGUCGAUAUCUCCUUUCUUCGGUUUUGGCUCGAGCUGGGUCAGAUAAGGUCACAGAACCAGUUCAGAUUUCACCGGUAUCUUAGGACACCCCCGACCGCCCGUCCUCCCGCAGACGGCGUCCUGGACUUCAGCUGCAGCGAGGCGGAGGACUCGCUUUCGCUGAGCAACUGCAGCCGCAGCGGCGCCGGCGGCCUCUUCCAGAGCUCCCUGCUUCACUCGCAGCUGCCGCAGGAAUCGUCCACCAAGGUAGUGUUCGUCGCCAUAGGGAGGAUGGACCGGCCGCAGCUGGUCAGAGAGAUGAUGAUCAUCGAGCCCAGCAAGACAGAGUUCACGUCCAGACACAGCUUAGAGUGGAAGUUCCUGUUCCUCGACCACAGAGCGCCUACAAUCAUUGGCUAUCUACCUUUUGAAGUGUUAGGGACUUCAGGGUAUGACUACUACCAUGUGGAAGACCUAGAGAAGGUGGCGUCAUGUCACGAGCAAUUGAUGAAGACAGGCAAGGGGACGUCGUGUUACUAUCGGUUCCUGACAAAGGGACAGCAGUGGAUUUGGCUACAGACGCAGUAUUACAUAACGUAUCACCAGUGGAAUUCAAAGCCUGAGUUUAUUGUCUGCACGAACACAGUUGUAAGUUAUAGUGAUGUCAAGGCUGAGUUAAUUAAAGAGGAGACAUCUAAAAGAAGUCCUUCUGAGCUGGAGAUCCACCCAACUGAGGACAGCGGAGGACUGGCCACUGCUGGGCCUUCUGGUGCGGGGCCCUCAGGAGUAGGGCUAGUGGUGGGGGGGGCUGCUGCUGCUGCUGCUACUGCCACUGCCACUGCCGUUACAGUUUCAGGCCUUCAGGAGCAGCAGCAGAGUUUAUCCGAAGAUGAAGCUAGUCUACAGCCGGCUACGACUCCGCAGCCAGGGCCCUCGCACUUGCACCCACAGAAUCUUCAGCAUCAGCAGCAACAUGUACAGCAGCAAACUCUUCCUUCACAGCAGCAGCAACAACAAACCCUCCAACAGCAAACUCUUCCUUCACAGCAGCAACAACAGCAAACCCUCCAGCAGCAAAUAACACAGCAGCAACAACAAUCACAACAACAACAGCAGCAACAACAACAACAACAACAACAACAACAACAACAACAAACAACAACAACAACAACAACACACAGCAGCAGCAGCAGCAGCAGGCAGCAGCAGCAGCAGCAGCAGCAGCAGCAGCAACAGCAACAACAAGUCCAGCAUCGCAUAGCCAUCCAAACUCAAGCCGUGCCCUUGCAGCGGCCCCCACAGUCACCCCUUCCCUCAGCAUCCCAAGCACCCCACCCACAGCAGAUAGUUCCCCUGCAGCAGGAGGGUACUGUCGUAAGACUUCAAGAGACAGGGAGCAUCGCACAACCCAUGGGACCUGCCUCACCUAGCAGUCAGAACUCUUCAUACACACCAACGCAGAUGCAACAGCAGCACCUGCCUGCGAGAGGGGAACCCCCACCCUGGCCUGCGAAAACUAGAUCAGUUUCCGGGAACGGAGGACUAGAGACAAAUCUACCCAUGAAGAUUAAGUGUACAUCUAAGAGCUGGGCUCAUUAUAGCAGAUCGAGUUUAAGAAAAGAUUCUAGUCAGUAUAGUGGUGAAGGAGGGUCAAGUAGUAAAAGAGCAAGGAUACAACAGACGUUACAACAGCAACAACAACAACAGCAACAGCAACAGCAACAGCAACAGCAGCAACAACAACAACAGCAGCAACAGCAGCAACAGCAACAGCAGCAGCAGCAGCAGCAAGAACAACAAUCAAUGAUAGAUGAGUUAGCACCUUCUCCAUGCUCAGACAUAUCAGGCACUUCACAUACCUCGAGGGUGUCACAUGGCUCCAUGCAACAGGAAACCAACUUACAUUUUGCAUCUAAGUCCAACAAUAAAGAAAGGUACUACCGCAAGAUAGAGCUGCCUCCUGAACUGUCGCGGUCACUGUCUUCCUCACGCCUUUCGGGCUCCUACGAAGAGGAGAAAAAGGAAGACCAGUUCAUGCAGAUGAUGGUUGCGUCUCCCACCGGCAGUGCCAGUUCUCACAACUCAGGGUCAACUUCAGGAGUGCGAGGGGGCAGAGGGUCCACAAGCAGCAUUAUGGGGGCAGGAUCAGCCUCGAGUAGUCGGCAGCCGUUGCAGCAACAGCAACAGCAGCAACAGCAACCACAGCAGCCUCAGCAGCAGCAAGGUGGAGGUUACAGUAACAUAGAUCUGCAGUACCUGAGCAAUAGUGGUGUGACCCAAAAUCCAGCAACGCCAGCAGUCAGUGGAACUGCAACUCAGGUAGUCCAGGUGGCGACUGUACCCUUCUCUCCCGUCAUUCCCAUCAACCCCAUGGUAACCAACCUCUCCGUCCAGCUGCCUUCUGCGCCAACCACUGAGGGUCUUCGCCAGUCAUUGAUAUUAAGUCCUGAUCAGAGACAACUCCAGGAACAGCUCCGAAGAAAACAUGCAGAGCUUCAGCAACAGAUUUUGAGACAGCAAGAGGAACUGCGGCAAGUUAAUGACCAACUCAUAAUGGCACAAUAUGGCAUGAGCUUACAAAAUAUAUAUAAGGGUGGAGUGCAGUAUACCCCAGCGAACUCAGUGGGCAACAAUGGAAGUUUCCAGAGCAGUGUGGCCGUGGGCUCAGGCGUGGGCAGUGUGAUAGGCAUGGGGACGGGUAGUCUUCCAGUGUCCACGGCAUUGCAUCCUGGUGGCACUGUAACUCUGGCGACAGGCACUUUAGCAGGGACUUUAGCCACCCAGUCAUUUGUGACCAUGAGUACGCCCUCCUCUUUACAAUCACCUACAAAUACUGUUUCCACAAUUAACCCUGCACAAGUGAGUGUGCAGGGCAUUGGUACAGGGAUGGCGGUGCCCUACCAGUUGUCCCAACAACAGGCUCAAAUGCUGUUUGCUCAACCUGGUGGUACUGGCCAGCCUCACCAACAAUCACCACAGCACCAACCCAAGAAGUGAAAACACGGUGAUUUUUGCUCACCGCCAGACUCACAGCGGAGCCAGUCCCGAGAGGCAGAGGCUAAGGCUCUCCUGCCGGGUGUUGUGAUGUCUGCACCUCACUUCUCUCUGUCCUUCUGCCACCAAGUGACACCAGCCUGAAGACGAGGGGAUCAAGGCCUGCCAAGGCCCUGAGUCAACACUGGCUGCCAAAGGGCUUCCUGCUCCCAGCGACUCGUCUCUUCCCCUGUUCACACGCGAUCUACCAAAGAGUGCAUGAAUGGUUGCCCUUGUUUAGGAGGAAGAAGAGAGGAAAGGAAAGACAGAAACCUUUGCCUAAUAAGCCUAAAUUUUGAAUGUAUGGAAGCCCUGAAAUGCUUCCUCUAGACAAACAGACAGAAAUAGGGACAUUGUUCAAUUCAGUCAGUUACAAUUGUGAAUUUAAUCUUUGAGAAAUGGUCUCCAUUUUUGACAAUCAUUAUGAAUUCAAUUUUUAUUCGUUUUGAUAUAUGGUAUUAUAGUCAAGAAAACUAUCACACAGGCUUUAAGGAGAAAGAGAAUAGGGAUGAUAAUUAUGUGAAGUAUUUAUGAUAUUUCUCCUGAAAGUUUGUAAUAUGGAAAAACUUGAUUAAAAAUAUUCAUAUCACAGUAAAAAAUCUCUAAAAGUAAGAAUCUUUUCCUAUUGAUCAAUUCUUCCUUUCUUACAUCCAAGUAUUUCACUUGUUUCUUAGAAUGAAUUAGGAGUGAAGUAUCCUUACAAAUUUCUAAUUUUCUAAAAAAAAAUUAUAAACCUUUUUUAUUGAUACAUUGAAAGGUACCUGCUAGUGUAUUAUCUCAUGUAAAUAUACAUAUUUAUUCUUGAGAUAUAAGUAAUGUGUACAUGAUACCUGUAACUGAUUUUCAUGUCUUCACCUCUUUUCCUCUUUUGUAAAUGUUAUUUCCUGCCUUCUCCUGUAACUGACUGAUUGACUGAUGUAUUUAAUGAGGGAUGUCUUCUUUUUCUCUUUAUAUACACUAAUGAAAAAAGUAUUGCAAUGUAUAGUAAAUGGAUAGAUUGUUAUCAUCAUAGACCUUUAAAAAAUUAUGAACUACGAUCUCAACAUCUAGCUAUAGAAAAGAAGAAGAAAAGAAACUUAUAUAAGGCACAGUGACUGAACCAGACAUCAUAGUGAUCCGAAUACACAACAUUGGUUUUAAAGUUCAAGAAAAUAUUAUGCGACAAGUGCCGAGGUUUGUUAAUAGACGUGCGUGUGAUACAAGGGGGUGGGGGUUGUCACGGAGGGACUGGAGUCUCACGGGAAAUGUGUUCCCUUGUGCCACAUUACUUGCUCAGUUUUAUAAUCACAAUCAAAACUCAUGAAACUUAGCCAAAUAAGGAUGCAAAAACAAUCUUAGUGCUGAGCUUACCUAUUGAUAGUAUAACUGUGUAUCCUUAAUAACAUGCAAAUUGUAAAUACAGAAGAGGACGAAUUUAUGUACAAGUGUAAAGAUAAUUAUAUAUAUAUAUUUUUGUCAUGCCUUAUAAGGUAUUGUUUUGAGAUGUGAUAGAUGUAUUAUGACUAUUGGUAUAUAUGAUAUAGGAGCAGUUGGAAAAAACGCUGCCAGUUUUUAUGAACAUAGUAUCUAUGUUCGUAUGCCAGCCAGGAAGUUACAUUGGCUUGAGCAGUAUAUGAACACAUGGACAAUAGAAAUUAUUUAUUUGAUAAGAGGGUACGCAGCUUAUCGUAUGUGAGUUUCAAAGAGAAAUAUUGUACAAGGCUAUAGAGUCUGUCCCACCCUCUCAUCCCACAGGAAAAUGAAAAUGAAAUGGACCUUAUUCUGUCUUUGGUGUGCAGCUAUGAGUUCUUGAAUUUAUUUAGUCUUUAUUUGUUAUUAUUGUUCUUUACAAAUAAAUUAUUGGGUUUAUAAUUUCUAUGCAUGGGGACAGUAACAUUUGCUGAAGUUCUGUGUUAUGAGCUUUGUUAUAUUUUAUUUGUUUCUGGCAUUUUUAUGAGUUUAAUGUAGCUGCUUAUCUUAAUUUUUUUCUUUUAUUAUUUUUGCUUAUUAUUACUACUUCUAUUACAGCUAUAGCAUCAUCACAACCAUCAUUGUUAUUAUUGUAUUAUUA